AUGCCACCCACCACUGCCUCCGCGUUGCCUGACCCAAUUCAGCCUACCAUCUACUACAUGGAAGCUGUAUUGCCAGUAGAACUACAGUCAGUGACCAAAUUACUGCAUUUCUCGGCCUCUACCAUAGAUUCGCACGGAAAGAACAUGCUACCUCCUCCAUUUUCCAGAUCCUCCAUUAGUUUUCUGGCAACCCCCUCUCCUGUAUCCUCCUCCAUGUCUUCAUGUUCGACCUUGGGAGAUGAUGACGAGUCCAACCGCGAAAGCAGCAGUAUCUCGUUGCCACUAAACCCUGCAAAAGACAACUCAAACAAGCUGAUCCAUGGGAAGCAGUACGUUUGUAAAUUCUGCUUCAAGAAAUUUAUGCGGCCCUCUUCGUUAAAGAUCCACAUUUAUUCCCACACAGGCGAAAAGCCAUUCAAUUGCACCCAUCCCGGUUGCAGGCGAAAAUUCAGUGUUCAGAGCAACAUGAGAAGACAUUUGCGAGUGCAUUCAAGCUAA
Messenger RNA from Mucor velutinosus, 498 nucleotides. RefSeq lists its product as uncharacterized. NCBI's taxonomy places the organism in Eukaryota, Fungi, Mucoromycota, Mucoromycetes, Mucorales, Mucoraceae. Gene Ontology annotation, molecular function: RNA polymerase II cis-regulatory region sequence-specific DNA binding; DNA-binding transcription factor activity, RNA polymerase II-specific. Bases 1 to 498 code for a protein of 165 amino acids. Gene Ontology annotation, biological process: regulation of transcription by RNA polymerase II. Gene Ontology annotation, cellular component: nucleus. The record is from RefSeq and is a predicted model, not a curated record. The transcript has a single exon.